Schistosoma rodhaini is the source of this 996-nucleotide messenger RNA. The record is from the annotation of a GenBank genome assembly. Lineage: Eukaryota; Metazoa; Platyhelminthes; Trematoda; Strigeidida; Schistosomatidae.
AUGUCAGAAAUGGAAGUUGAUGAUACAGGGACAGUGGCAUCCCUCAGUGAGAAUAAGAAACGUUUCGAGAUAAAAAAGUGGUAUGCCGUUGCUUUAUGGGCCUGGGAUAUCGUUGUUGAUAAUUGUGCUAUCUGCCGGAAUCACAUAAUGGACUUAUGUAUUGAAUGUCAAGCUAACCACGCCUCUGCUACAAGUGAAGAGUGCACUGUUGCUUGGGGUGUUUGUAAUCAUGCUUUUCAUUUUCACUGUAUAUCCCGAUGGUUGAAAACAAGACAGGUUUGCCCUCUAGACAACCGUGAAUGGGAACUGCAAAAACGCAUGGGGAGUUGGUGCUGUGGUCUUUGUGCAAAUUCAGGAAGUGACGAAGAUGAGGAGGCUGAACGUCAGAGAUUAAUUCCAAGCCCUCAGCUUUCAUACGAUGGGACACAGCAGCCAUAUGGAAGUUUUUCAUCUCCAGAUCCUGUUACAAAUGAACCUCAGUCAGAUAUUAAUACUAUGAUGACAAAUAUAAUAAAAGUUGCCGAAAAUCAAGUGGUGGAUGCUGGAGCAACAGAUUACAAUCCCCUAGAUUCACAAGAACAUAUUGAGCGGUCAAGAUACUACGCAGAAAGCAUAGCUCGACAGCCUUUAGGCCCACCACCUUUGCCAGUGUUUUUGCCAAGAACAUUUGGAAAUCCUGCGUCAAUCAUAGAUGCGCCGCUGGUGGAAAUCGCUGAAAUUAAUGAAAUAAGACAGCUUGCAAAGGAAAAUGCUGUAUUUGUUCAUGAAAUGACAACACAAGAAAAGGAUGAUCUCAUUGCCCACUUCAAUCAAGCAUAGAGAUAAAGAAAACUUUACAAGCUUCUCUUCGAAAGUAUAUGCUUCCAAUAUCUAUCAGACUAUUUUAUCUUUUAUAUAUUUCUAAUUUUUGUACAGAAAAUCCUAAGUUUAAUUGUAUACAACAAUUGAUCUGAUUAUUUUUCAAACAUAAAACAAUAAUAAAAAUUAACGUUUACU